Messenger RNA from Physeter macrocephalus (sperm whale), 1372 nucleotides. RefSeq names its product tigger transposable element-derived protein 1-like. The transcript has 2 exons. Gene Ontology annotation, cellular component: nucleus. The record is from RefSeq and is a predicted model, not a curated record. Gene Ontology annotation, molecular function: DNA binding. NCBI's taxonomy places the organism in Eukaryota, Metazoa, Chordata, Mammalia, Artiodactyla, Physeteridae. Bases 335 to 1372 code for a protein of 345 amino acids.
CCAAGGGCUUAGAGGUCCCCUCCCAGGAGCAGGUCAAGGGCCAGACUUUCGUUUGGAGUGUGGAGGGUUUGGACAGCUCAGGCCUGCUGAGUCAGCCCUUUACUGACCACCCAGCUGCAGCCGAAGGAAGCUUCUAAUGACUAUUUCCUUGGUGUUUCAGUGACUUGGGUUUCAGGGGCCUUGGGUGUGCUCUUGAGGUACGUAUGUGUGUGUGCAUCGGAAGGGGCUGCCUGUCAGCCAGCGUAGGGUGUUCUGUGUGAAUCAGAGGGCAAGCGGUGUCUCAUCUGGCUCAGAGUUCCCGGCCAGUGGGACAUGUUGACCUCCGGAUUGAUUAAUGGGCCUGGGUGCCUCACCCCUUUGUCCCCAGGGUGGGCCUGCAGACACUAACACUGCUCUUUCCCCUCAGCACUGGCCCAGGCCCCUUCCGAGGACCAACGGUUUGGAGACCUGGCAGAGCCGGCCAAGCCCUUCACGGAUGGAGCUCAGGAUGUCCGGAAGCAAGCGUAAAAGCAGCGGUGAUGUAGCUGGUACUGCUAAGAAGCGCCACGCGAUAACGAUGGAAACAAAAGUGAAAAUAAUUGAGAGAGUGGAGCGAGGCGAAAAGAUGGUAGACGUCGCUCAUUCUUAUAACCUGAAUCGUUCAACCAUCGGCUCAAUCGUAAAGAACAAGGACAAGAUCAUGGAACAUGUGAAGUCUGCUAUGCCGAUGACGUCGACAAUAAUAACGAAGAAGCGUGGAAAAGUGAUGGAGGAGAUGGAGAAACUUCUCAGUGUGUGGAUGCAGGAUCAGCGUCAGCGUCGAGUCCCACUCAGCUUAAUGCUGAUUCAAGAGAAAGCUAAGAGCCUUUAUGAAGACUUGAAGAAGAAACACGGCGAAGAAUCAGAGGGCAAAUCUUUUAAUGCCAGCCGUAGCUGGGUUCACCGGUUCAAGGCUAGAGCCAAACUUCACAAUGUAAAAGUAAGUGACAAGGCAGCGAGUACAGAUACAAUAGCUGCCCGGGAAUUUCCUGAAACGCUUCGAGAAAUUAUUGAUGAAGGCGCGUAUUUACCCGAGCAGGUGUUUAAUGUGGACGAGACAGGACUAUACUGGAAGAGGAUGCCAGACCGAAGUUACAUCAGUAAGGAGGAAAAGUUGAUGCCGGGCUAUAAAGCAUCAAAGGAUAGGCUCACGCUGUUGUUUGGUGGCAAUGCUUCCGGUGAUAUGAAGCUGAAGCCUCUCUUAGUUUAUCAUUCAGAGAACCCAAGAACCCUUAAAAACAUAGCCAAGGGCUCUCUUCCUGUUGUGUGGAAGCAUAACCCUAAAUCCUGGACUGCACAGGCCACGUUCCAGGACUGGUUUUGCCACCACUCUAUCCCAGCUGUAGAGAAAUAG